Molecule: messenger RNA, 1683 nt
Organism: Prorocentrum cordatum
Lineage: Eukaryota; Dinophyceae; Prorocentrales; Prorocentraceae
Source: the annotation of a GenBank genome assembly
AUGGCGCCCGAGCUGAAGUCUGCCAGCUUGCUCCAGAACUUCGGAGUGGGACAGCUGCUGCAGUACUUUCAAGACACGGCACAAUAUGUCCACGCGGACAAUGUCGGCGCGCCAGGAGGCUGCAAGAAGCUGGUUCAGCGCCUGAAGGACGAGGCCCCCCAGAGAUUCAAUGAGGCAGGCUUGGCGACGCACGGCGACGAGAGCGCCUGCUCUCAGAGCGCCAACCUGGGAGUUACAUUGGAUGGCGCCCGUUCGGCGGCUCGGACGGCAGAAAAGAGAUUCCGGAGACUUGAUCGCUUCAUCAGCUGGGCCCUGGCCCGAGGCACGCUCAGUCCAAAGGGCAUGGAGAAGCUCGUUGGACAUCUCACCGUCGCCUUCAUGCUCAGGCCCCGCGUGCACCCCUCGGGCGCACCCUCCCCGAUCCUGAAUGCGUACUUCAUGAGCCUCGACCCCUGGCUGCUGGCGCCGCCGAGAUACCCAGUGGCGAGGGCCGACCUGACCAACGCAGUUCGGACCUAUUCCAGGCCGCCAGUACUUGCCUGGGCGCAGGAACGGAUAUCGAAGAGGUGGCAGGAGACGAGACCGACGGCCAGGAAGAGCAGGACCGCGAAGAGGCUUCACCCCCAGGACGCGGACUGGGCCUCAGCCGCGCGGAGUGGCAGGAACUUCUUGGCGAACGGAGCGGUGCAUGCCUCAACCAGGGAGACGCGCUCGUUUGCCGUGGACAUGAUCUCGGACCGCGCCCAGAAGAGGAAGGUGAGUCUGUUGGAAGCGCUGGAUUCCGACCAGAUGUUGUGCUACCUGUUCGGCAAGAUAUACUUCGAGGACAAGGACGACUACAGUGGCCAUCAGCUGACUGCAGCUUGGCUGGACUACAAGCUCGAGAGUGAGGUGCACGCGCUACUUGCUCACUGGUUGGUGGCGCCGGCUCAAGACAUCGCGCGCCACGGGGGGCUCGUCUUCGGGCCCGAGUUCGCCAAGAUGGUGAAGGUGGCCGCCGCCAGGGUCAAGAUGCCGAACAUGAUGCUGUACUUGUUCUACAAGGCAGUGCGAAGUUGGUGCCCCGCGAGUGAAUUCGAGGUCCAGGCCAUCGAGGCCGGUGUUCCCUCGGCCCCCCUGCCGCCCGUGGGCCUUCCUGACUGCUGGCAGCGGCUGCGCGCGAGCUCGGACCGCUUCCGCUCUCAGAGAGCCCGGCUCUACAGAUUCCCGGCUGUGCAGAUCUACCUUUGCCGGAUCGCGGUGGCCGCGUCGUCGGCCUCCUUGCUGCUCCUGUCGGCGAUUUCGUCCAGUUGCGGCGGCAGCCUGACCAUUGCCUGGUCGCUGCAGCACUUGGAGGGAGAUGUACCAGGACCGCGGCCGCCGCGGCGGCGCGUCCAGUGCCGGGCCAUGCCCUGGGAGGGCAUGAAGCUGGAGAACCCUUUGAAGGGUUCCUGGGUCGACCCGGGGUACUGGCAGGAGCAGACCUUCAUCGUAGCACAGUUGAAGAGGUUCCGGCCAGAUCAGAAGCUGAUGUGGGUCUUGGAGCUGUGCCCCGCGUCCGGCAAGCAUCUGGGGUACUUGAACGACAAGGACAAGAAAGGUGCCGAAAGGCUCGUCGGAACCUACAUUGCGUUCGGAGAAGUCGAGGACUCCCGAUGGGGCACAGACCGACAUCAAGGCCGUGAGCCAGACCUAUUUCAAUGA